Messenger RNA from Strigops habroptila (Kakapo), 3885 nucleotides. Its product is annotated as follicle-stimulating hormone receptor. Gene Ontology annotation, biological process: male gonad development; follicle-stimulating hormone signaling pathway. Bases 130 to 2109 code for a protein of 659 amino acids. Gene Ontology annotation, molecular function: follicle-stimulating hormone receptor activity; protein binding; G protein-coupled receptor activity. Lineage: Eukaryota; Metazoa; Chordata; Aves; Psittaciformes; Psittacidae. Gene Ontology annotation, cellular component: membrane. The transcript has 10 exons. The record is from RefSeq and is a predicted model, not a curated record.
UGGAUUACUCUUUACCUGCUUUGCUCUGAUGGUUAAUGAAACAUAUUGAGCUCUAAGGAAGAGCGUGAGAGUAUAUGGCUUUGUCAGUGACAUCCUUAGUACUCAUGACUCAGAAGUCCGUAGGUCUCCAUGCAGAACAUCUCUGGGAGAUUUGUCCUCACCAAGAUGAGAGUCAUUCCAAAAGGAGCUUUCACAGGACUUGCUGACCUCGAGAAAAUAGAGAUCUCACAGAACGAUGCCUUGGAGGUCAUAGAAGCAAAUGUAUUUUCCGAUCUUCCCAAACUACAUGAAAUAAGAAUCGAGAAAGCCAACAACCUCGUGUACAUUGAUCAAGAUGCCUUCCAAUACCUUCCGAGCCUCAGAUAUUUGUUGAUAUCAAACACUGGCCUUCGGUUUUUACCUGCUGUCCAUAAGGUGCAUUCUUUCCAUAAAGUUUUACUGGAUAUUCAAGACAAUAUCAAUAUACGUACAAUUGAAAGGAAUUCAUUUGUGGGCCUGAGUUCUGAAAAUGUGAUUCUAUGGCUGAAUAAAAAUGGGAUUCGGGAAAUAGAGGAUCAUGCAUUUAAUGGAACCUACCUGGAUGAGCUAAAUCUAAGUGAUAAUCACAACCUCGAAAGAUUACCAAAUGAGAUCUUCCAAGGAGCCAGUGGGCCUAUUGUUUUGGAUAUUUCAAGGACGAGAAUCAGCUUCCUGCCAAGUCAUGGAUUAGAGCUCAUUAAGAAGCUAAGAGCAAGGUCUACAUACAAUUUGAAAAAGCUUCCUGAUUUAAGCAAAUUUAGAGCUUUGAUUGAGGCAAACUUCACCUAUCCCAGCCAUUGCUGUGCAUUUACAAACUGGAAAAGACAAAACACUGAAUUACAUCCAAUAUGUAGCGUAUCAUCUCAGGACAAGCAAGACCGUGAUGAGCAGCCUGGCAAUAAGAUACAUAGACGAUCUGCAGCUGAAGAUGAUAUUUCCAGCUACGGCAUAGGAUUAGACCCAGCAGAGAAUGAAUUUGACUAUGGUUUGUGCAAUAAGGUAGUUAAUGUAGCUUGCUCACCUAAACCUGAUGCUUUCAAUCCAUGUGAAGAUAUCAUGGGCUACAACACUCUGAGAGUCCUGAUAUGGUUUAUCAGCAUUUUAGCUAUCACUGGGAACAUUGUUGUCCUCAUUAUUUUAAUAAGCAGUCAAUACAAACUCACCGUACCUCGCUUUCUAAUGUGCAAUCUUGCAUUUGCAGACCUCUGCACAGGUAUCUACCUGUUAUUUAUUGCAUCUGUAGAUAUCCAGACCAAAAGCCAGUACUACAACUAUGCCAUAGACUGGCAAACUGGGGCAGGAUGCAAUGCUGCAGGAUUUUUUACAGUGUUUGCAAGUGAACUCUCAGUCUACACACUGACUGUGAUAACUCUGGAAAGGUGGCACACCAUCACCUACGCCAUGCAGCUGCACCGCAAGGUUCGACUUCGUCAUGCUGUGAUUGUAAUGAUUUUUGGCUGGAUGUUUGCUUUCACAGUGGCACUUCUUCCCAUAGUUGGAGUCAGCAGCUACAUGAAGGUCAGCAUCUGUUUGCCCAUGGAUAUAGAAACAUUGUUUUCUCAGGCUUACGUUGUAUUUCUUUUAGUGUUAAAUGUACUUGCAUUUAUGAUUAUAUGUGCCUGCUAUAUCUGCAUCUACUUUACUGUGAGAAACCCUAAUGUGGUCUCUUCAAACAGUGACACCAAGAUUGCCAAGCGCAUGGCCAUACUGAUCUUCACGGAUUUCCUCUGCAUGGCACCAAUAUCUUUCUUUGCAAUAUCAGCCUCACUCAAGGUUCCUCUCAUCACAGUCUCCAAAUCCAAGAUCCUUCUGGUUUUGUUUUACCCCAUCAAUUCCUGUGCAAACCCUUUCCUCUAUGCCAUUUUCACAAAGACCUUCCGCAGGGAUUUCUUUAUUUUAUUGAGCAGGUUUGGUUGCUGUGAAAUGCAAGCCCAGAUUUACAGAACAGAGACAACCUCAUCUGCUCAUAAUUUCCAUACAAGAAAUGGCCAUUGCCCUCCUGCAUCAAAAAGCAGUGAUGGAACUACUUAUUCAUUGGUUCCUCUGAAUCACUUGAAAUGCUUGCAUGAAUUCGUGUCUGAGGCAGUGUGAUAAUCAGUUUCAACUGUGAAUUUGAAUAAUAGCAUUGUGAAUAUAUCAAAUUCAUAGUGAAUUUGAAUAUGACUUUAGCAUAGCUUCUAAACUUCUUAUUAAUGAGAACAAGAAUAAUUUAUUUCUACUUUCCUAGUUUAGUGACAGCUCAAUGAACAACCUACCACCACAUCACUUUCAACAUCUUGAACAACGAACAAAACUUCAGUAGGUCCUGAAGUGUUCUUGUAGAAUUGUUUCACAAAAUGAGAUUAUAAACUGGUGUCUCCCACCAUAUAGGCAGAGACAACCCUUAACUCUAGGAAGAUGUUAGCUGCUCAGUGAGAAUUAAGUAGUGGUUAUAUACAGAGAAAGAUAAAAAUACGUAGAACUACGGGUUUUUUGCCUGUGAAGCAUGUUUUAACAAUGACAUAGAAUUGGCUCUUUUUAUUUAAUCAUAUCUCCUGGGGUUACAGGAGACAGAAGGCCAACUGAAUGGCCUCCUUCAGCACAGACUUAGUACAAAUGAGAAUAGUGUGUGGUUUGUGUUAAUUUCUCUUGACCACAGCAGAGAGGCAGGAGGCAUCUAUCUCCAGCUGAUGUUUGCUGUUCCACGUGCAUGGACCUGCCUUCCUCUGCAUGGAAGUGUCAUUUUGGGUAGGAUUUGUGUUGCUGUAGCUUGGCAGGCUCAGAGAACCAAAUUUCAUCUGAGUUUGGAACAAGGAUUUUCGGGUUGGGUUUGUUUUCAACAACGUGAGACAGAGCAAGAACAAGAGCAGGGGAAAACCUUCAUAUUAAGGGGAUGUUUUCUCCACUUGGUCUCUCAAAGUUGGGUCGAAAUCACUUUUGUGUGGCUGAGCCCCUUGGGUAUGCAGGAUGGGCCAAUGGGCAGUUCUAAUGUGAUACCUGAGGCAGAUUUGCCAUACAGCAGUAUUGGUGCAUUACAUUAUCUGGGCUAUGUAAAUGAUGACAGAUCUAGAUAUGGCUUUUGAAAACCUGAAUGAAAAUUUUUGUGAAAUCCUAAAAGUUCUCUUUCCCUUCUAAAAAAGAAAAACCAAAAAAACCCCCACCAUUUGCACAUUCAGAGGAUGGUCCAGAUUGAAAGACCUGAGAGAAACCAUACACUGCAUAUGCUGAAAUAACAAAAAUUCCUCUUAAUCAAGCUUUCCUGGUUGUAUAAGGCUUUUGAAUAACAUCUGAAUGAACAUACAGACUUCUUUCUUACAUGAUUUGAAUAUCAACUUUUUUGACGGUUAAGCAUUCCAAAUCACACCAAAGCUUGAGGGUUGGGUAGGGUUUUCUCAUGCUGAUGAUUGUGUGACUAUGUGUGGGUAUAUGGGCAUAAAGAAAAAAAACAGGACAGGAGUCUGGGCUUCAUUCCCACCUCACAAACAAUUCAAGGUUUUGCCCCAUGAGAGUAUAAAUCUGUGGAGUCUUCAUGGUUAAAUGCGAUUUGCUUUGAAUAUUUCCUGCCUACAGGGCCUAAAAUUUCAGUAGCAAUUCUUGCUGUUUCUAUCCAUAAUUUCCCCUAUCAUCAUCAGUUUGACAUUUCAGCAUCUCACCUGAUGUGAAUAACUACAGGAGAUGAUUAUUCGUUCAGUCCUAGCCAGGGAAGGAAGUAUCAGCUCCCUAGUGCAUAAAACAGGGGAGAUCAAAGAUAAUGUGUUUUAGAGAGGGAAAUUUCAUUACUCAACACAAGUAACACUCCCUCCAGGAUCCAGAAGAAGGAAGAAUGAAAACAGGAAAGACAGUUCAUCUCUGGGAAGCUCUUCUGACUACUCAGAGGUAUCAUUUCUU